Stomoxys calcitrans (stable fly) is the source of this 3300-nucleotide messenger RNA. RefSeq lists its product as uncharacterized. Lineage: Eukaryota; Metazoa; Arthropoda; Insecta; Diptera; Muscidae. Gene Ontology annotation, molecular function: zinc ion binding; nucleic acid binding. The record is from RefSeq and is a predicted model, not a curated record. Bases 1 to 3003 code for a protein of 1000 amino acids. The transcript has 2 exons.
AUGGAUAAGAAUUUACGCGAAAAAUUUGUAAACUGUGUGAAUGAUUUAGUAGAUUUUGAAAGCGUUUACUCCGCGGCUAAGUCAGAUGAUAAUAUACAUUCGUUAGAAAUCACGCGGGUAGAACUCAAUUCUUUAUGGGAUCAAAUCAAGAAGGCAUACUUAGAUUGUAGGGACCGCAUUCCGGAAAAGGAUGAGACACCUAUAGAUAAAACUAAACUUCGAAAUAAUUACAAACAGGCACUAGAAACUUAUAAACGGUGUUUAAGCUCUCUUAACGGAGAAAUUUUGGCCCUUAACGAGCAACAAGAUCAAGAAAAACAGGAGAGAAUAUCGAUGACCCAACAGCGAGACAAUAAUGAUUUUUCACCAGCUCUAAGAUUGCCGCCCUGUGACACAGAUGUUUUUAAAGGGGGAUAUCGCGAAUGGCCCACCUUUAGGGACUUAUUUUCAGCAAUUUACAUUAACAAUUCAAAAUUAAGUAAAGUCGAGAAGUUGUUUCACUUAACCCAGAAAACAGCAGGAGAAGCCCGCGAAAUAAUUUCCAAUGUUCCACUGACCCAUGAGGGUUUCGACAUAGCGUGGAGAAAUCUCGUUCAUAGGUACGAAAAUAAACGCAUGCAGGUAAAUGAGCAAUUGCGAGCUCUUUUUAAUUUACCUUCGGUUUCCGUUGAUAACGCGUCAACAAUCCAGAAAUUACAGCGCACUAUAGGUAGUUGUACCCAAACUUUACAGACCCUUGAAGUAGAAACGGGGGGAUGGGACCCAAUCUUAGUUCAUCUUGUGUCAACCAAACUACCAAGAAUAUUUUUAGAAGAAUUCGAAAGCAGCCUAGCAGAUUGUUCGUCUCUUCCAUCGUGGAAUCAACUAGAUGUAUUUUUGACCCAUAAAUUCAAGACCCUAGAAUCAGUCGGCAAUAUCAAGCCACAAUAUUCGAGAUAUAAUCAACCCAGAUCGGAGUACGAUAAGCGGGAAAAGCGAGUUAAUAGUUUUCAAACAAAUGUAAAUCCCAAUUUCAAGAACACGGGCUCAAGACCCAGCAACAACACACAAUCACACUAUAAUGCUCAGAAUAACAAACCGGUUUGUCAACUUUGUAAAUCCAAUCAUUCUUUGCGAGAAUGUCCUCAAUUUCUAGAAAGGUCGAUCAACGAUCGAAUAAACAUUGUUAAGACAGGUCAUCUUUGCUAUAACUGCCUUUCUUCGGAUCAUGGAGUCAGGGAGUGUAAAAGUCGUUUUAGUUGUAGGGAAUGUAGUCAACGACACCACAGUUUGAUACAUAAAGGCAACCAGAGCCAGUACCCUACAACAGGCACCCACCAACGAGGCGGAGCACGACCUAGCACCAGUGCUGCCGCUCUCAACACUUUAGUUCAACCCGGUAGACAGGAAGCACGACCUAGCACCAGUGCUACUGAUCCUACCACCCUAGCUCAACCGGUUAGCGAAUACGCACGCCCUAGUACCAGUGCUGCCGCUUUAACCACCCUAGUACAACCAUCGGUAUCGCCAAAUAUACAGUCCACACCUUGUUUAGAAGCACCUUGUUCAACGACUUUGACACUUCAGGAAAUCAGACCCACUCCGCAACCCAAAGAGACACUUUUGUUCACAGCAAUAGUUCAAAUCAAAUCUAGAGGACAUAGAUAUGAUGCCAGGGCAAUCAUCGAUCCUGGGUCACAAUCAACUUUCAUAUCAGAAAAAAUUAGAAACAAAUUGCAACUUCCAACAGUUAAGAAUUUAAUUCAUGUCACAGGUUUAAGCGACGCAGUUUCUGAAACAUCGACAAAAGCUUGCGUCUUCAAUCUUUGCUCACGAGUAAAUCCUAGUUUUGAGCUGGAGGUUUGGGCACCAGUCUUAAAGACCCUACCUUCUCAUUUACCAACACACAAUUUAAGGCAAAAUCAAUUUGGAGAUUUUGCACACCUUAGUCUCGCGGACCCCCGAUUCUUUGAAAGUCGACCCGUGGACAUGUUAAUCGGAUUAGAUAUUGGACCCCUUAUAUUCACAAAAGGCGGUACUAUGAAAUCCUUUGGAUCACUUAUAGCGCAGGACACCGUUUUUGGGUGGAUCAUAGGAGGACCCAUUACGGAAGACCCUAAACCCGCCAGACCCACACGCCCUCGCUUCGACCCACGGGAACCCAGGUAUCGCCCCGCAUCUUGGCAGUAUGCCUGUGGCCUCUGCCAGGAGGACCACGCCAUACGGUCAUGCCCGCGGUUCCGGCAAAUGACACCGUAUCAGAGAUACGAGACAGUUGAGAGACGGAGUUACUGUCGGAACUGUCUGGCGCGCAGCCAUCUGGCCCCAGACUGCCCCGUGGUCACUGCCUGCCGAACAUGCGACUACCGCCAUCACACAAUGCUGCAUGGAGCCCCACAGCUUAGGGAGACAUACGGCAGCUACAGCCCGCCCCCAAUGGAGAUUGCCAACCCACGGCAACUUGCAAUCGAACCAGCCAACCAGAUGCCCAUCGUCCAAGGCCCUCCCCCGGUCGAGAUACCUUACAGCCGGGCCACUGUUUUUGUACCCACGGCGAUGGUGGAAUUGGCACCCGAGGAGCAGGACGAUUGGGCUGGGGUACGGGUACUUUUGUGCCAGGCAUCGACCAUCACCCGAAUCGCGGCAGCCACAGUAACUCGCCUGGGGAUACCAACGAGAGAGCGCAGAGGGCACCGUCUGGCAACUAUAAGACUUCGGUCAAGGCAUGCGUCGAGGAGGACCAUGUAUACCAUCCGGGCAGUGGUGACCCGGGAUUUGCCGCGACGACCCUAUUCAGAUCCCAUCAUUCCCGACCCCACAAGCAGCCUAAGAUCCCUUUCUUUGGCAGAUGCUGACCCUAGAGGCAACGAACCAAUCGAUGUAGAGGUAGGGGCCGAUGCCUACGCCCACCUCCGGAGGAGUGGUGUUGUACAACCCGGAUUGGGAGCCGUCUUCGCCCAGGAGACAGAUUGGGGAUACGUGUUCGUCGGCCCAGUCACCUCACAGGCAAGAAACCAAAAUUAAAAAGAUACAAAGUGACACAAUAACAACCGACUCAAAAACCAAAUCUACACUCGACCCACAAUUGCAACAUCACAACAACCAUAAGUGCGGGACACAACAUACAACACCAACUAAUUCUAAUAUUGCAAACCCCCCACCUGUUAAAUACAAUGUCUAUCUACUACAAUCAACUAUACUCAUAAUUUAAAUUUUAAUCUACUUACUACUGCUACUUAAAUCUAUGAAUUGUGCUAUCUAACCCUAAAUAUUUGCUACUUAAACACUACGAUCUACUUAUAACUAAUGAAUUUAAAUAAC